CUGUUGCGCAUGUCUGUGACGUACACAUAGCAACAGACACGCUUCUGGCUAUUUUUCCCAUCUUCUUCUGGCCUUUUUCCGCGCACAAUCUGGCAACAUUUAUGACUAGGAUACUACUCUAAGUUCAUAUUAGGGCCACAGAAGAUUAGUCGUAAUCAUGACUUUCCCCCGGCUUUUACAACAACUUCCUGUGCUGCUCGUUCAGACGUCGUCAACAAUCCUUCAAAGAAAAUUUAGUGUCUCAAUUGCUACGGCUGCAAUUCAGAAAAUGACCAGAGUGCGCGUGGUAGACAACAGCUCUCUUGGAAAUACGCCAUAUCACCGCCCACCGAGAGUGAUCCAUGUCUACACUAAGAACGGCAUUGGGAAAGUCGGCGACAAAGUGUUGCUGGCCAUUAAAGGGCAGAAGAAGAAAGCGCUCAUCGUUGGACACAAAAUGCCCGGGGACCGCAUGACUCCACGCUUUGAUUCGAACAAUGUUGUUCUGAUUGAGGACAACGGCAACCCUACUGGAACAAGGAUUAAGGUCCCUAUACCAUCAAGCCUGCGUCAAAUGGAAGGCAAUUACUCUAAAGUUCUGGCAAUUGCAAACACAUUUGUCUAAAUUCAUCAUGUCGAAUAUAUAUUAACAUUUAGCUCUUGAGAGUUUUCAAUAAAAUGAAAAAUGGUCAAUUUGCA
Molecule: messenger RNA, 678 nt
Organism: Xiphophorus maculatus (southern platyfish)
Lineage: Eukaryota; Metazoa; Chordata; Actinopteri; Cyprinodontiformes; Poeciliidae
Gene: mrpl14
Product: mitochondrial ribosomal protein L14
Exons: 3
Coding region: 158-604 (148 amino acids)
Biological process (GO): translation
Cellular component (GO): mitochondrion; ribosome
Molecular function (GO): structural constituent of ribosome
Source: RefSeq, a predicted model, not a curated record